UUAAAUUACUUAUUUACUGUUCAGAAUGAAUCGUUAUGAUGGUCAAUGAUUUGGACACAAAGUUGGUUUCAAAAGAGAACAGAGGUCUUGAAAAGCUUGUUGACAUAGCAAAAGAUUACAGUGAUGACUUCAUUACCUUAUCAGCUGCUCAUGUCGAAGAUGCCACGCAUGGUAGAGGGCACUACGGGAAGGCUUAUGCAAUGGAGAGUAACUCAAGCUCUGUACGAGUAGCUUUCAACAUAACCUACAGCAAGAUCUGGCGCUACUUCAUUAUCCUCAUCAUUGGAACACACUGCCUCCUUGUCUUCUAUAUCACCAAUCAACCUCAUUAUCUUAUUCUGGAGAGUGUUUGUGUGCUGUGUUACAUUCUCGACAUUUUAUUACACAUCAUCUUCUACACUCCUCGAACAUUCUUCAGCUUGUCAAAAACAGCUUUGAAAUCAAAACUGCAGUUUAUUCUGACAGUGUUCUUCGUUUUCGACCUUUGUUACACUUACUAUUGCUACUUUUAUUUAUCAGUAGAUCUUCUGGAGAAGGCUAUCCCAUUUCAGUUCCUCCGGUCAUUUGUAUUUAUCAUCAAGAUUAAAACAUUGUAUCAUUUCUUCAUGGUAGUAGUUAAGACUUUUGCCAGAAUUUUACGGACGAUAUUUGUAAUUAUCCUCUAUGUGUUGUUUUUUUCAUGCAUUGCAGUUCAUAUAUAUGGCGAGAUUUAUGAAACCUCAGACAAUGAGAUAUAUAAAGGAGAGUUCAGCAACGCUGCAUUAGCAUUUAUAAGAAUGUUUGUCCUCAUCACAACAGAAAACUAUCCAGAUGUAAUGAUGCCCGUGUAUAAAUAUCACAAUGCAACGUUUAUUUAUUUUGUUGUUUUCAUUUACUUUGGUGUGUUCAUACUGAUGUCUAUUCUGUUGGCCAUUGUUGUCGACAACUAUUGGACCAUUGCUAAGAUGAAUGUGAAAAAGGAGAGGCUCAGAGGGAGAAAGGAACUGGCUAUAGCUUGGAAUUUACUGGGGGAUGGUGCAGACACACUGUCCGUCUAUGAUGAGAACUUAUUGAUGGUAUUUCGGAAACUGAAGCCUAUAAAUGAUGACGAGGAGAUUAUAAUACUCCUUCAACAGCUAACUGGUGGUACCACCAAGUCGAUAAUAGAGUACAAGUCAUGGCUGACCCGCUGUAUAGACACACUAGAUCUAGAAGUAGAGCGAACAGAAGAGAAUGAGGAGGACACCAACCUGAUAUCGGGACUGGUGAAGAAGAGUGGAGGAAAGUUUAUGAUUUACCUGACUCUAACCAUCCAAUCCACAGUGCUACAGCGCGCUGUUAUCAUCCUACUCUUUAUCCACACAUUCCUUAUUGUGGUGUUUCAGACAGGUCAAGAGGAGCUGGGCAGGAUAGUCCAGUGGCUCAGAGUGGGAAUAUCAGCUUUGUUCGUGGUGGAGGUGGUUGUUAGGUUCGGUGUUCUGGCCUAUCUCCAUUGGGAGGAUUCCGGGAGGAAGAACCGGACACUGAACGACAGAUUUGUGAGAUGGAUCAAGCGUGCAUCUGUUAUGAACGUUGUGGAUGUUAUAUUUGUUGUGCUAGGAACUGUAGCUAAUGCAUCUUGGUUCUACAUUGACACUUAUUACGAAGCCCCUGAGGAGUGUAAGCUCACUGAGUACAUAGCUAAAGGUCUGUGUGUAGUGUCCUCUACUGUACUCUUUAUAUUGAGAUUAUUGGUCAACUCAGAGGAAGCUAUCAAGAUGUUUGCUCUGCUGAAGCUCAUUAUUCCGGUCAUGUUUGAUCUUAGUGCUCUGUUCUUCAUCGUUAUCUACUCUUUCGCUUCCUUGGGAGAAACCAUUUUUACUGACUCUGUAAAAAUGAGCUAUGGCACCGGUUCACCCGAAAAGCUCACAACGUCAGAUCAAAGCUGUACAAAAUAUGGGUUUGGUUCCAACUGGUGUUCCUUUGUGACCUUAUUUCAAGUAUCAACCACGAGCAACUGGCAUGAAAAGAUGCAGAGCAUUUAUAAUUCGGACGCAAAAUACGGAGGUGCUGCAUACUUCAUCAUCACCUAUAUAAUAUUUCACAUGGUUAUAAUCAAUCUAUUCGUCGCCAUCUCAUACGAAGCAUACAACAAGUUCGUCUCUAAACCGAAACAAGCCAGGAAGAGCGGAUCAGCCAGGCCCAAGAAGCUGGGUCAGCGUAUCAAGCUUAGGUUCGGGAAGUUCAGAAACUUCUUCACACAGUACACAAAAGGAACCCGGAAGUCAGUUUCCUCGUCUCCCCGUCCUGCAAGAAGAGCUUCUGUCACCAUUAAGCGCAGGUCUCUUCACGGUAUGCGCGAGAAAAUCUCAGAUUCGUCUCUGGGCGAAGCUAUUCUGGAAGUCCGAGAAGACGGGGUAGGUGAACUACCAAAAACUCCUGAUUUAUCGAGUUUACCUCGGGGGAAGAGACACGAGAUGAUUUUGAAACAGAGGAUGCAGCAGAAAGGGGAAGCUAAGGGCCGGCAGAGAAGACAGAGAAAUACCGGUGAUAAAGUGGGGAGUCUUGCUGAAGUAGUGCGACAAUACACCGCUAAAAGUGACGAGGAGAUAUCAUUGGCACCCGGCCAGAAAAUCAAAGUGCUUGACAAAGCUGGGACAAAGUACAAGGGAUUACUUGUUGACGGGCCAAAUGCUGGCAAGAAUGGGUGGUUUCCAGCCUUUGCGGUGGGUUCCUUCGUAUCCGAACUGAACAAAGCACAAGAAAAAAAGCCACUCCCAAAAACUGAAUCACAGCCUAAGUUUGUGAGAAAGCAGAAUGCAGACUGGACAAAAGAUAUUAUCGGACCAAUGACCAUCAUGAACCCAGAGGAACUGAAAGAACUAAACAAAAUCCUCAAAGCAAACGCGAGGGGGGCACGUUCCAGUACGGACAGUCACCGAGGGAGUAUUGACAGUGCGAGUACCCCAACUACUCCCAAACCUGCUUCUUCUCCUAUUUCUCCCGGACCAAGAGUAUCCUCUCGUAACAGUCGUGUUCCAAUAAUGAACAUUGUAGAGGAGGAAGAGGAAGAGGAGGAGUCUGAGAAUGAUAAUGUUUUUCUAGAAAUUAACAAACUUUACAGCAAACCAAUGCAGCUUCCGGAAGUGAUAAUCGAGCAACCCUCAAUUGUGUUAGAGGAAGAAGAAGAAGAGGAACCUGACCAAAAACACUUGCACAGCCCCAAAGUGCGCACCCCGGAGAUGAAAGCGAAAGAGAAAUGGAAGAAGAAGAUGACCAACAAAACCAAGGACAUGCCAGAGUGGGCCAAGAAGUUUAUGUCACAGUCUAAUGCUAAAGUAACGGAUGCUGCAUCUAUUAAGUCCCCUACAGAGUCUGAUGAAAUAGAUCCUCUGUCCAGGUUCAGCACCACAUCUGAAGUGCUGCCUAUAGAACAACCAGACCUUGUUAUUCAGAACACCACUGCUUCCAACCAAUCCUCCCCAGAACUGGAAAAGGUUUCUGAAAAUAAAGUUUCUGAAAAUAAAGUAUCUGAAAACAGUUCAACAAUUCUCAACAUUCCGGAAAGUCCAAGAACAGAACCCUCCCUCGCAGUAACUCCCUCUCCCAAUGUAACUGUUGUGUUGCCCAUUACAGAGGAGAGUUCUGAACCACAGGAUACUGUCACACUUUCUGAGCAAGACCCCCUAAGUCCCUCAAAGCCCUCCUUAAAGUCCAGGUUCAGGAGGAACAGACCAAGAAGGAUAGGGAGGUCUGGCUCGUUGCCAGGUAGUUUACCAAGUUGCGGCGAGAAGAGACAAGCUCCUGUAGUGCGAUCUGAGACUGAGGUCAGGAUUGUCGUUCAGCCAGCGGAUUGCGAGCAAAUAGUAGACUUUGAGUAGUUGAUUUGAUUUUGUAGUUGUAAAUUGGAACUGUAAAUAGUGGAAUUAAGUUAUUGCUAUUUUCAUAUUAAUACACACUAAUUGCAGUAAUUAAAGUAGUAAAUUUAUCUCCUAUGGAAAUGAUGAGUAGUUGUUUUGUAGUAAUUUAACAUUUGACAACCGUA
This is a messenger RNA of Bolinopsis microptera, 4003 nucleotides long. RefSeq lists its product as uncharacterized. The coding region runs from base 36 to 3839 and encodes 1267 amino acids. Gene Ontology annotation, molecular function: monoatomic ion channel activity; protein binding. NCBI's taxonomy places the organism in Eukaryota, Metazoa, Ctenophora, Tentaculata, Lobata, Bolinopsidae. The transcript has 5 exons. The record is from RefSeq and is a predicted model, not a curated record. Gene Ontology annotation, cellular component: membrane. Gene Ontology annotation, biological process: transmembrane transport; monoatomic ion transport.